Scylla paramamosain (green mud crab) is the source of this 1461-nucleotide messenger RNA. RefSeq lists its product as uncharacterized. Bases 160 to 1314 code for a protein of 384 amino acids. Lineage: Eukaryota; Metazoa; Arthropoda; Malacostraca; Decapoda; Portunidae. Gene Ontology annotation, biological process: biological process involved in interspecies interaction between organisms. The transcript has 6 exons. Gene Ontology annotation, molecular function: carbohydrate binding. The record is from RefSeq and is a predicted model, not a curated record. Gene Ontology annotation, cellular component: external side of plasma membrane.
CCACACAAGCAAGAUCUUUAGUGGAGAGACAAGGAGCACCUUCAAAACUUGGGUGAUUGCGGGACGCAAGGAAGUACUAUAGCAAAGACAGAUCCCUCGGAUACCUUCCAUCGACAGCGGAAAAUUCCAGGGAGGAUCAAGUCACCUGCAGCCUCCAUCAUGGGCAUCCACACAGAGAUUCCUUUCCUGCUGCUGCUGCUUCCAUUACUACCGUGCCUCCAUGCAGCUCCAAACCGACUCACGGAGUGCACGCCGCCCUUCACCGCUGUGGGCGGUAAGUGCAUUCAUGUCAGCUCCACAAGCCCGGGUACCUGGUAUCUUAUGAAGGACUUUUGUGAGACUCUUGGCGGCCAGCUGUUGAUCAUCAAUACGGAGGACUUUCACUACUACGUCGUCAAGUAUUUGGAGUACAACGGGUAUGCUGGCCGCAGAUACUGGGUAGGUGCAAACAACGAGCACGCUGACGGGCAGUACCACUGGUUGGACGGGAGCAAGGUCAAGAUGGGCACGCCUUUUUGGGGCACUAUAAACGGCAAGCAGGAACCAGGUGGAUCGCCGUCUGACCACUGUGCUAUCCUCUUCGAAAAGGGCUUCUAUUUCAUGCAUGAUUUAUCAUGUAACGAAACAAAUGUGUAUCCUAUCUGUGAGACAAGGAGGGGCGCCUGUGCUGUGUCUGGCGAGUUAGUGUGCGGGACGCAGUCACGACAGAGCCUUUCAAGACCCACGCAGAGCCACAACAGAGCCUUUCACAGCCUCCAGCCAACAUCAGGGAGUUUUAGGCAGACAAAACGAGUUGUGACAUUCAAUAUGGGCAUGAACUCAGCGCGUCCCCUCGGCCUUCUACUACUGCUGCUGCUCUUCAUGCUACCAUGCCUUCCUGCAACUCCGAUCACUGACCGCCUCACGGAAUGCACGCCGCCCUUCACCGCUGUGGGCGGGAAGUGCCUUCACGUCAGCUCCACAAGCACGGGUUCAUGGUAUCUUAUGAAAGACUUUUGUGAGACUCUUGGCGGCCAGCUGUUGAUCAUCAACACAGAGAACAUUCAUUAUUACGUCGUCAAGUACUUGGAGAACAACGGAUAUACUGGCCGCGACUACUGGAUCGGCGCAAACAACGAGCACGCUGACGGGCAGUACCAUUGGGUGGACGGGAGCAAGGUGAAGAUGGGCACGCCUUUCUGGGGAACUAUAAACAGCAAGCAGGAACCCGGCGGGACUACCGAGCACUGUGGCAUGUUAUUUAGGAAUGAUUUCUAUUUCAUGCAUGAUUAUAGAUGUAACGAAGCCCUGUAUCCUAUCUGCGAGGCUAGAUAAGCCCAAUGAGGACACUGUAUCCAGCAAUGGCUGCAGGAGUGUGAUGGGGAGGUAAAAGGAACUUGAGUUGGUGGGUGUUGAUAUUUAACCAUCUCUAACUCUUAUAACAAUGUCUGGCCAAUUAAAUACCAUGUACCCUGUCUAAAA